Messenger RNA from Vitrella brassicaformis, 11193 nucleotides. The record is from the annotation of a GenBank genome assembly. NCBI's taxonomy places the organism in Eukaryota, Vitrellaceae.
GUUAGCCUGACGAGCAUCAAGAUCUGCCAUGGGUGAGUGAGAGCGGCCCUGAAUCGAUACAAUCACCGAUGGAGGACUGCUCUCUGCUGCGCUCCAUCAUCUGCGAGGCCAUGCACGCCCAUGGACACGAUGAACAGGUGACCCUGUUCCGCCUAUUGGAGGCCUACGACAGGGUGCUGCAGCGAGCCGCCAUUCACCCGCAGGGCGAGCAGGGCAUCAGGCUGUAUCGCAUCCUGCUCCGGUGGGCACGGCAGCCUGAACGGGACUGGGCCACCCACUAUCACGCCGACUUCCCGCACCAACCGCCCAUCGUCGUGCAGCGCCACCAGGAGCCCUCCCACCCCCGUCGCCCUCCCCCUCCCGCCCCUCCACCAGCACUUUCUCCCCGAGUGUACCCCCCGCCCCUGCGGCCCUACCAUUCAAUGUCCCUGUCAGCCAGCCAUCCGGUGAGCCGCCCACCCCUCACCCGCAAUCGCAGCGCGUCGCCGAUGGUCGGCCAGUUGGUGCGGCAGGUGGCACCUGUGGCGCCCCUUACCACUCUCACACCGACAGCCCCACCUCAUGCAGUGCACGGCGGGCGACCUCUGGCUGCGGAUCUUGUGGAUCGCGCGCCGGAGGAGAGGGAAAGGGAGAAUGCUCUGGCAAACGGGCAGGCGGAUGCUUUCAGGGUAAGUUCGGGUGAAUGGGUGGGUGGGUGAUGGGUACCAAUCUUCUCAUUUCUGAUUGCUGUCCCCUCCUUCGUGUUUGUGUAUGUAGCGCGAGCAAUUGCUGCUUCGGUCUCUGGGGAGCUGGCGCGGCCAUCAUGCGAGCACACUGGCGCUGCGUCACCGUCUGCAGAGUGCGCGGCAGCACCGCUCACAUACUCUCAUAUACUGCGCCAUGAAGGCGUGGGCGUGCCACACUGUCGCCAAGGGGGCGAGGCGGCGGAGGGCCGAGGAGGCGGCGAGGAAGCUACACGUCGUCCAUGCCAAAGGGCGGCUCAGACAAUGGGUGAGUGAGCCGUACGGUCGCUGACAGAGGGAGAGGGUCAGACAGGGAUGAGACACGUACGGCAACACACCCACCCAAUCCAAGCAUCCUCUCUGUGCAAUGGUGUCUGGCUGUCUGUCAGCAUCGGUGGUCGUCUGUUCGCCACAGUCGCGGUGAGCGUCUGCAGGGGAUAGUGAGGAUGGAUGGCACGCUGAUGUUGCGGCGCUACUUCCGGCUGUGGCGGCGUGCAUACCGGUCGCAGCGAGUGCGACAGAUGGCCUGGCUGAGGUCAUGCUUCGCUGAAUGGAGAUUCGUCGCCGCUCAAAUGGUGCGUACAGGACUCACAGGACAUCUCCAUAUGGCAAGCAUGUGUUACCCAUGCUUCUGUCUGUCAGCGUGCCAUCCGGUCGGUCCAGCAGCCCUUCACCCGCAUCCUCACCCUCAAGCGCAUGCGGACGGCCCUCCACACCCUCCGCACCAACACGGCAUCGCGCCGCAGAGCAGACCUGCUGCUUGUCAAGGCGCAUACGCACUUCCGCAGACGCGUGCUGGCCCAGGCAGUGCGCGUGUUGGGUGGCCACCGUGAGCGGCGGGCGGUGCGUGCGAGUGAGAGGCGGCGUGAGGAUGAGAGGGUCCGUAGGUGGCGGCUGGGCAGGGCCACCACCAGAUGGAAGAGGUGUGUUAUCUUAUAUAUCCUGGGUGGGAGGGGCAUGAUGACAAAACAGACAAGACGACAACCAACUGCACUUUUUUCCUCUCACGUGCCACCCUUCAUUGAUUUCGUGUCGAUAUGUACCAUGUGCUAUGCAGGUGCGUGGCGUCACAUCGAGCCAUGAUGUCCCGGUACGCCGCCAUCUCUCGUCGUCGAUCCCACCGUGAGCUGCGACAGUGCUUCAUUGUAUGGGUGGUGGGCUAUCACCGCCCACAUGUGGCAAGGAGACGGCGCCACGCGGCCAUGGUACGGCAACUGGCGGCGAUGCGUCUGCGGCGGCGGUGGGAGGCCUGGCGGACCGAAUUCUGCUACCGUGUGCACAUGGAAGCCACAGUACUGGUAAGCCUCGGUAGGUGUCGAUCGAGAAUGCAUGCCACAUAUAUGUAUGCGUGUCUGGGUGGUGUCAGCGUGCGGAGCGUCGUCGUCUGAGUCGUCUGGCCCUCCGUGCGCUCGAGACGCACGUCAGCUACCGCAAGUGGACCAAGGCAGCCCACAAGGCGGCCUCACUACUCUGCCAGAGAAACAGGUGGGUGGGUGGGUGGGCACAUGUACAAACAUCACACAAGAAAUACAAAGCAAAUGCCCCCCCUCUCCCACCCUGUGGAUCCAUGCGUGCCUGUACGCACCUACAGGUGUCUGAUGGUCCUCAACGCAUGGCGCCUCAUCGUGGCUGAGAGCCGCGCCGUCACGCCCCUCACCUCCCGCACACAGACGUGGGCCGCCAUUCGAUGGAUACACCACACACAACACAAGCUCCCCUCACCUGCCAAUGCCACCUCUGAGAGGCAUGCGAAACGGCUGUCUCUCGGCGACUACGUGGGCAACCAUGGGUGUGCGCUGGCGAUGGUGCCGGCGUGUAUGGGGGUGCACGUCGGCAGACUCAAGAGAAUGGUGCGCGACGGCAUGGAACAUGUCGUCAGACAGGUAUGGUCGGAUAGAGGGAGAGCGGGCACACGACAACGGAGCGGGGCAAACACAUCCAUGGACGUUUCCUCAUGCUGUUGCGUGUCUGUCUUCUCUUCCCCUCCCUCCGCUCACUCAGUCCGUUCUAUCGCACGUGCUGUCCCGUUGGCGUGCAUCGACCAGAGCCGUUAGGGCCUUCAAGCGAGCCGCCACGCACCGCUACGUCCGCCGCACCCUGCUCGCCAUGCACACCCUUACACAGAGACGGCGGAUGGCUCGGUACGUCUACUCCGUGAGGGCCAUGCAGGUGGCCCACCGGAUGCAGCACGAGUGCUUCGAGCAGUGGCGACAGAGGUGGGAGUACUUCACACACUUCCGUGACCGUGUGCGUGCCUUUCGGGCACAUGUGGCGGCGAGGACGGUAAGGGGGUGCUUUAUGGGCUGGCGGGUGGUGGUCGUCCGCAAGGAGGCACUGAGGAUCAAGGAAACGUGAGCACACUGGCAGAGGAGAAAUGGGUGGAUGGGUGGGUGGGUGGGUGAAGUUGGUGGUAUUCGCUGUGUGUCUGUCUGUCUGUGUGACUUGUGCAGCAUGAUGGUCAACCGGUGUGCGCAUCGCAUCAUGAGGGCGACACUGCACCACAUGAUUCGGGCGUUCAGGGUGAGCGACCUGUGAACUGCAUACAACGCAACAACGCGAUAACCCAUACCAUUGUGUCUGUCUGUCUAUCUGCCUGUCUGUGCAUGUGUGCAGGUGUCUCAGCGUGAGAGGGCCCUAGUGGAGACCGCCCGUCUGUUCCGCAGACGCAGCUACCUGCGCAGAGCACUCACCGCACUCACAGCACUACUCAGGUCUGUCUGCACCAAAUGCACCCGCCCCUACGGAAAGGGAUGCAUUGCACAAUGCAUUGCAAUACGUGCCUCCGUCUCGGUGGUCGCAGGAGUGCUCGCCACGAGGGUCACCUGGAUGAGGUUGCGGGUGCGGUUCGGCUGGUCAUGGCCCUCCGGCAUUGGCAUCAUGCGGCCAGGACCAGGCGGAGGUACCGAUUGGCGCGUGAGGCCUUCAGGCGACGGCUGCAGAGGCGGGCGGUGUGCACCGCCCUCAUCAGAUGGGCACACAUGGCCGCCAAACACAGGCGCCACACCACACUGGUAGGCCACAUACAUCCAGGCAAGUGACUGGUGGAGGUCAUUCACUUGUUGACGUGACGUCAUGUCCUUCUGUGCAGGUCCUGUACAGCGUGUCCAGGUGUCGCUCUCGCUGUCUCAUGGAUGCACUCACGACGUGGCAGCACUUGUAUCGCCGCAGGAGGGUCCUCAGAGUGCUCGAGGCCCAGGCAGACACAUUCCACAAGAGGUACGUCAAUGCAUCUACAACCGAUAAUGAAUGCGAUCCAUUUGCCACACUGUCGCACUCAUCUCAGGUGGUACAUGCAUCGCGUCUGGUGUUUGUGGCGGCGACGUGUGGAGAUUUCCCACAGGCUGGUGGCCAUCCACCGUCUGUUGCAGGGCGCCUUCAGCCGAGAAGCCAUCAACACAUGGGCUGACUGGACCACUGCUGCCGAACAGGUACCCAACCGGCAACCGCAUCAUCACCCCUCAUCGAGCCUCUUGGCUGCCUUGUUUCCCUUGCCCUCAGCACGAGGUGCGCAUCCAUGGCGUCCUGCUGGUCCGCCGGUUCCGCAUGCUGAUACACAAGUGGCACACCAUCGCACGCCUCCCGGCCAUCCAGGCGCAGGCUACCGCCGCCACGAGAGCCAUCCGUAUGCAGGAGGGCUUCACGAGGCUGCACACGGCCGCCAGGGCUCACCGUGCUGCCAGGGGGGCCUCCCAUCGGCUGCAGACGUGGGCGCACCGCUAUCGCAUGCGGCUGUUCUUUGACACCCUGGUCUACUGGCGGUCAUACCGACAGCGGUGCCGGGCCAACGCCAUCGCCAUCGCACAAAGCCGCGAUCGCAAAGAGGCUGGGAGGGCAAUGGAGGCGUGGCGCCACAGAUGGGAGCAGAAACGCCGUCUGAGGGCCCUGCUGUCCCGUUAUGUGGGGGAGAGGAGGGCGCACCGGCAGAGGGAUGCGAUGCGCAAGUGGAGGUUUCGAGUGCGGGUGCUCGGUGCACUGCGGCGGUGUGCCGAGAGAAGGCGAAGAAAUGGUCUCGCGCUCUGCGUGAGCGCCUGGGGUGGCGUGGUGGCGGAGAGACGUGACGAGAGGGCGAGGCGGAGGCGCAUCGAGGGGCUUGUGGCGAAUCGCAGACUGGCCGACACAUGGGACGAAUGGAGAAGCAGAUUUCUCAACGCAAGACGGUAACCAACGAGGAAGACUGGACGGACAGAGACCAGUUCAAUGAAGAAAUCUCAUGUUGCCUUUUGUUCGUCCAGUGUCCGUCUCGCCAUCGCCGCCAGUGACGCGAGGCGACGCCGCACCCUCCUCCAUACCGCCAUCCACACAUGGUACUCCCCCCAUCACGCCACACAGACAAAUGUAUGUAUCAGCCUAUCUCCCUGUCCGUGUAUGCAUUCCCUUCUCGCCUGUCUACUGCAGGCACACCAUAGCGUCCAGACGACGCCUGACAGCCGCUCGCGGGGCCAUGGUGGCAUCCAUCCACGCGCAGCGGCGGCUGUGUUGUUCCUUUGCCCAGUGGGUGGGUGCGGCUCGCACCCUGGUGGCGUGGCGUCAGGCCGCCCACCGGCUGAGUCGCCUCUGGCGCGGGGCCAGGCUGCGACGGGCCAUCGUCACCUGGGCACACGAGGAGAAGUAUAUCGGGCUCCUACAGUCUGCCGAGCAUCGUCUGCUGGCCGAGUAUUGCCGCCGUCUGCAACGCCGCGCCCUCCAGGCAUGGACCACCCACGUGACCAUCCGGCACUCCAAGCGGGCAGCCAACAUCCAGGCCGACGCCGUCGCAGCACGGUUCGCCGUCCGUCGUCACCUGAUAGCGUGGCUGAGCUGCCUGGCCGACCGCAUUUCAGCCCGGCAGAGGCAGUCGCACUUUGACGACCGGUCCAGGGGCUAUCUGCUCCGGCGUGUGCUGCGGGAGUGGCGGGGGGCUACCAUCACAGCCAAAGAAAGACGCAGCCUCACCGGUAAGCUGGAAAGGGGAGAGAGAGCCACCUACUUUCAUGGAAGAAUGUAUCUGUGUUGGUGUCCGGUUCUUUGUCUGUCAGAUCUCCUUCGGCGUUUUCUCCGCCAGCAGAGUCUCAAGUCCGCCAUCCACUGCCUCAAGCGCAACCGUGAUACCAAGCAGACCUUCCGCAUGCACAUCCAGCGGGCCAUGACGCCCAUCCCACUGUCCCUUCCCAUGGUGCCGCCCCCCACUGCCCCCCCCGGCAAAGACAAGGGCGACCGAGCGGCCAUCACAGUGAGCGCCGCAUCGACGUCGGCGCUGACAAAGGACAGCACACAUGACGACAGAGAGAGGGACAAGGAGGGAGAGGACCAGCAGCACCACCAGCAGCAAGGCCAGGUUGUGAGGGGGAGGCGUGUUGUCAAGCCGGGGGGGAGUGACGAGCUGCUCGAGAGGCUCGCCAACACCAGACGACUCAGAUGGGCGUUUGCCGCCAUACGGUGGGUGAGACAAUUUGUCAUGGAUAAUGAAUGCAUACCCAUGUCUGCGAUCUCUCGUGCAUCCUUAAGUGCCUGGUGGUCCCUUGUAAGGGAGGAGAACGGUCGUCUGGCCACCUUGGGCGACUCGUUGGGCAAGUUCCACCGGUUCCGUGUGCAGGGCGGCACCUUCUACGGGUGGCUCCAGCAGACACUAACCUCACGACAACGGGGGCACACCAUCAGGCGGCGACACGAUGAGGGCAGGCUGCGGCGGGCACUGUAUGGGUGGUGUGGGGUGCGGCGGGACGAGAGGGAGAGGGAGGGGGCGGCGGACCAGAUGAGGGAGAGACUCCUGGACCAGGCCGCCGUGAGAAUCAUGUUCACAUGGAGAGCCGCUGCAAGGUCAGGGGGUAGGUGGGUCAAGGAAGGAUGCAUUGACACAAGUUCCAUGCAGUGGUCCUAUAUGUUUGUUGCCUAUAUCUUGCGUAGGCAUCGCAUUGUUCUGCGUGAGGCGUCCCAUGUCAUAGCUUGCCGGCACCAUGCCUUGCUCCGUCGGUGGGUGUGGCUGCUCUGGCGCGAAGCAACCCUAUUCGCCAUCAUGGAACGACAAGUGAGCGGCGCAACACCAUGAAUGAUGCCAAACCAUAGAUGUAUACCAUUGUCCGUUUGUUUGUCCUUGUAUGUGGUGCAGGCAUCUCAGCGUCACAUGUUCACGUUGCAGGGUCACAUCCUCCACUCGUGGCGGGAUGCGGCCACACGUCUGCGCGCCCUCCGCCACACCCGUGAGGUGUUUGACCGUCGUCGGCUAGGCCGCAUGUUUUCUCUGUGGCGUGCGAUGCACAUGCGGCGGGUGCGGGAGCGUCGCGAUUGUCGGUGCAUCGUGGGUCGGUGGCGGAUAUGGGCGAGGAUGCGCCGAACUAAGCGGUUCCUGCUGACCCACCUGCUGACCGACAGAAGGGUACGUGUUGGGGGAGGCAGGGAGGGACAAACAUCCACCCGUCAAUCUCUCAUCCAUUUAUCCAUGCGGUGGUGGUGGAACCUGUCGUGUUUAGCUGGUGACGGUGACGCAGUCGUUUCGUGCUUGGUAUCAUCUGGCCCUGCUGUUCAGACAGAGACGGUAAGCAAGACAGACGCGUACCCAUUGCAACGCAAAUCAUCACCAUACACUUUCCCAUUCCUCUGCUCUGCUCUGUCUGUCUCCACAUGCAUGUAUGUCCCCAUCAGUUAUUUCCAGGACCGCAUUCUCUCCCGCCCCCUUGAGGCAUCCUUCAACGCCUGGCGAGCGCACAUGCGACACAUUCAGCUCAGCCGACACGCAGUCAUCCAAACCUCACACUGUAAGGCAAGCAAGCGGCUGCAGCGCACGGCCUUCCACGCGUGGCGACUCCACACCCAUCUGAGUGCGUUCGUCCGCCGACACGCCCACCGCCGCAUGAGUGAGCUGUUUGCCGUGUGGCGCCGCACACACGUGCUCGGGACGAGGCUUUCGAGGGCGGUUGGGGGUCAGCAGAGUCGCAUCAAGGCGUGGGCGUGGGAUGCGAUGCGGCGGUGGGCACAAAGACGGGCUGAACGGAUGAGGCGAAAUGCACUCGCUGCACACAGGUGGGUCGGCGGGUGGGUGAGUUUGAGUGGUUCGGGUCACCUUCAUGGAUAUGUGUUUGGUCACGUGCAGGUGUGCGUUGCGCCGUCGGCGGCAGGCGUGGGUUUUGUGGCGCCGUGAGUACGACCUGCGACACAUGGAGUACCGCAUUCGGGCCAACACCAGACGACGCACACUCGCAAACAUCCUCAGGGUACCUGACUGCCCAGAGAUAAUACAUGGAAAAGACAAUGCUCUCCCCGCUUGGAUAUCCUUCUCCCUUUCCACUUGUAUGUAUUCAGUCGUGGCACUCAUGGAGUCUCUCCCGCAUAUGCGCCCGUCUCGCAGGCCACCAGGUCGCCCGCAAACACAACCACCUUCUCGCACGCCACUCAUUCACAGCGUGGAAGCGACGCACCGGCACUCGCCUUGUCAUCCGCUCACGCAUACGCAGCCGCAUCGACGCGCGCCAGUGUCACCUGUUACGGGAGGCGUUGCAGCACUGGCUUCGAGGUGUGUUGGGGGUGAGGUGGGCGGAGACCAUGCAGAGAUGGGACGAGGGUGUGCGGCUGAUGCUCGUGGCGAGGGGCAUGGCGCAGCUGAGGGACCUGGUGGCCAUGGACGUUCACAUGCAGCACCUGGCGCAGAGGGCACCAUGGCUGAGGCAACAGAUGGGCGAGCUACUCAGGUGAUACAUGAAUGAGGUCCACAACUGCUGUACAUGACGCAUGCACCCUAUGUCAGGAUUGACCAGAGGAGACUCGCCGACGCCCUGCACGCCCUCCGUACCCGGGCCUUCCGUGCGGCUCUCUGCCGUUCUCUCACCAGCCGUGCAUCGGACCACUACACACGCCUUGCGCCCUCUCGCGCCAUCUGUCGGUGGCACCAACGCACCGAUGUGAGGCGGCGAAGACGGCAGCUGUCGGCCUGCCUGGUGCGCAUCAGCGGUGAGGCCUGGCUGCGGCGCGUUGUGUGCGAGUGGAGGGGGGCUUCCAUACGGCUGAGAGGUGUGAGGGAUGGUGUGGAGCGACGACGGCAGGAGAAGCAGCAGGUCGUCAUGCGGGGCGUGUUGGCACACUGGAGGGAGCGCAUUCGGCACUUUACUGUGGGGAGGCGACUGAUGGAGAAACAGGUAUGGUAAAACAGGUAUAUCAGCACGAUGAUCCGUGGAAAAGGGGCUCUUUGUGUCUUGUAUGCUCUUGAUGGCACGCAGCUGCGAGUGUGUGCGCAUUGGUCGAUGGCCCACGGGUUCCAUCGAUGGAGAAGAUCCCUCGAGGUAGCGACCCAGAGACGUCAGGUGGCCCGCAAGGCCCAAACCGCCGCCAUACGCAUCAUACGCAUCAAGGUAAUGCCAGCAACGGAAAGAUGAGACAUCCAAACCGAUGCAUCUUACUCAUUGUCCGCGUCUCUCUCCUCCUCAGCAACAGCGCGCUCUGGAGCAUGCCAGAGCCUUUGUAUGCCUGCGUCACGCGGCCAAGAGCAUGCUGCUGCGGGCCUCACACCAGCGCACCAAAGCCCUCCUCACAGCAUGGAGGCGCGCCACAACAGUCAGACGUCGCCGUGCAGACAUCGGUGCCACGGCUGCCCGUCAGUGUGCGGCGAGGCGUGUGAGGGGCGUGUGGAGGGCGUGGCGGGAGCAGUUCGUCCACAUGCAGAGGCUCGCCUCACUUGCCGAUAACAUGAGGGCACAGCGGGAGGCAAAAGAGCUCGGUACGUGACCAAAGACACCACACGCAAUGAUGGACUGUCCGAUGUACACACUCGCGGAAUGCUUGACCGGGCGCGUGUGGUUCUCAGGCGGUGUGUUGGAGGUGUGGGGGAGGUGGGCGAGUGCGAGGAGGGAGGAGAGGGACAGGCUGGGGGCCAUCGCAGCCCACGUGAGGGCGCGACAGGUCGUGUCAUCGGUCAGCAAAAUCUUCCUCACGUGGCGACAAAGGGCUGAAGAAGUGGUCAGCGACCCACCCGCAAAGGGAAAAGGGACAUACACUAUAGCACACAUGCCUCACUUGUCUCUCCUCUCCCCUUGGUGUUUCAGCUGUGGCAUCGACGUCGUUCCCGCAUGCUGCUGGUGUUCUCUUCAUGGAAGAUGUACACGCGAGAGAAGAAGCUCCUGCGCAAGUACCUCCACGACACCAUCAACAACAGCUCGUCCUCAGCCUCAUCUCUCCAUUCGCCAUCCCGCAUGCUCUACAACGUCACACCCACUCCCCGCCCAUCAGCGCGUGACAGGGAGGGCGACACCUGGCGGUCGCCCCUCGCACUCCCCUCGGCUGGGACCCCACGGUUGGCAUUCAGGAGGCUCUCCCCGGAUGCUCAGCAAGGUACGUAGCCAGGUCUACAUCCAUUUUCUUCGCAUGUGUGGCUUGUCGUCAUUUCUGUGUCUGUGAUCGGGUAGGUAUGAGCGUGGUGACGUCCGAUCCGGCAUCGUCUUAUCGUCGGUCGCCCGUGGCGUCCCCCACUCCGCCUGUGGCUGCCCUGCCCCCUCCCUCACACGCAUUUGCCGCCCUUGCGUCAGCGGUGCGCAUGCCGCCGCCCGCCAACAGGACGCCCCCUCCCCUCCCACACGGCCCCUCCCCUCCCGGCUCCACCGCAUCCAACCUCUGGCGCAGCGAGCUGUCCAGCCCCGUCCCACCAUCCCCACGUAUCCAUGCCCUCCCCGCACCCACACCCAGGACCAGCACCCCACUACCCAUCCAUGGCCAUCUGCGUGUGCGUGAGGGGCCUCCUCCUCUGCUAUCCAGUUCUUCGCCCGAGCCGCUCGUUCGGUCAUCGGAGCUGUCGGCUAGUCUGGCGCUGCUGAAGCGUUUGGAGGCCCAGAAGAAAGAAGGGGCAGUGGCCGAGGAGCACACGCCGCCACUGGUCAAAAUGCUGCUCAACAAGGGGCGGGACGGCCAUACUCGUGCCAAGAGCGCCAAAGGUUCGCCUUUGCAGGAGGGUGAGGGCGGCGGUGUGGACGUGGGCGUGGCGGUGGCCAGCCCGGCAGCUCGGUCGCCCUGGAGCGACCCAGGGCUGCCGCAGAGGAUAGCCGGGCACCUUGAUUGAUGCCUUGGUGGAUUGAUUGAUUGUGCCCAGCGAGAUCUCUUGCUGGUCGCCCAAAUGUGGCAUCAAGAAAAGGACUAUAUGGGUGGGUGGGUGGGUAUGAGACGCGUAUCUGUGUGUUGUCCUAUUUGUAUGUAUCGCCCCUUGUAUAGAGCACACAUGCACUGGCAUGCAAGUUAUUAAAACUCGCAAAACUCGCUCAUGAUGCAUGACUACAUAGUGCUCAUCACGCACAAGACACAUGAUGGGCUCUCCUCCCGGCACCUAUUUCCCAUUUGAGGUGUGCUCAGGGACGUCCGACGCGCUGUUCUGCUUGUCCCUCUGCUUGUCGUGCAGGCUGAUUGACUCAUCGUCUUCUACCUUCAGCUCGAGAUCUGCCGCUUUGGCGUCGUGAUUUCCCGACAUCGCACCUACCACAAAUGUACCUGAGGUGAGCACAGAGCCAGAGCGAGAGAGGGG